GCCUACAAUAGAAAUAAAUCUCCAAAGACAAUAGCAGCAGCAAUAAUAUAGUAAGUUCCCUCUAUUGGAGUAUUCGUUCAUAAUAUUUUGUAUCGAGACCAACUGACAACGAAAUACAGUCUUUAUUCCUCAUGGCUUACACAUUCGUCUUGCCUUGCAGAUCGAUCUCUCAUGGCCUGACCGACCUCUAUUUCAAUGAUGAGCAAGUCAAUGUUACGGGUCAAGAAAGCGAGUACGAUGCAGAUGUAGAGACCACCGACGUCGAGGAAGAAGGGACGCGAUGCGAAAUCAUCAAACCAAUCACUGCAAUCACUACAGCAACAAAUUCCCUAGUCAUCGCUUGGAAACCCCUCAAUACUACACAAUCGGGUAUCCCAGGGGCUGAGGUUGCUCAGGUUGAUAUCUUAGCUCAAGCCAAUAUUAUUCAAGGUGGAAGUUGGCGAGCUAUUCAUACUUCGCAGAUCCAACAUGCUCAAACCAGUCUUCCUCGAUUUGGUGGCUGGACACCCAUUAACAAUCCACCAAUAAACUCUUUGCAGACCAGCCUCACACAAACGGAGACAUCAGAAACCGAAGAUACUCAAUCUAACACCAUUCAUCCGAGUGGUUGGUCGGUCAUCAGUGGCUCGCAGACCGAUACUUCCCAAGCAACCAGUGUUGAGCCAGAUGAGCCAUCCAGUUACCCCCAAAUUUGGAAGACCUUGCAUUUGCGUUCGCAUAAGACAGCAAUUUCUGCCAUGACAAACAUAGUUGAUGCGCCCCCGCUCAAGAUCCAAUUCAGAAAAUACAAGAAAGAAUACACCUCCACGGCCGCCCAAGAACAAAUCAAAUGGUUCAGAUACCGCAUUGCAUACUUGAAUAUGGGCAAGAUGCUUGAUGUCGAUACUGACAUGGCAGAUAUAAAAUCAGAAUGGGGCAGAUUGAGGGAGAGACGGAGAUGGUUGAAGCAAGAAAUGUUGAGAAUCAAGAAUCUUUAUACAAUGGCAAGACGCAGACGUCAAGAGCGCAUGGAGUAUGACUUGAGGGCAAGUUAUGAUAUUGCGUUCAUCAAGUCACUUAGGGAGAAUUGAAGGAUGCCGAGGAAAUGAAAGGACAUUAUUUUCGAGAAGUAGGAGACCCGAGGUGCAUACAUCCAGCAAAUAUCUUUUUUGGUGUAUCAAAGGUCUUUUACCAGCCGUGUAUGGUGGAAUAUGAGAAAUUAUCGACAAUUAUUAGCAUAGGGGAUAUUCCAAGACGAAUAUGGGUAACAAAUAUAACAUACCAGACUACUGUUUAUUCA
This is a messenger RNA of Botrytis cinerea B05.10, 1279 nucleotides long. RefSeq lists its product as hypothetical. The record is from RefSeq and is a predicted model, not a curated record. Lineage: Eukaryota; Fungi; Ascomycota; Leotiomycetes; Helotiales; Sclerotiniaceae. Bases 132 to 1070 code for a protein of 312 amino acids. The transcript has a single exon.